Trematomus bernacchii (emerald rockcod) is the source of this 2219-nucleotide messenger RNA. RefSeq lists its product as uncharacterized. Bases 93 to 752 code for a protein of 219 amino acids. The transcript has 4 exons. The record is from RefSeq and is a predicted model, not a curated record. NCBI's taxonomy places the organism in Eukaryota, Metazoa, Chordata, Actinopteri, Perciformes, Nototheniidae.
CAGGACAAACCAAACGGAGCCUAGAGGAAGAGAGGCUGGCACUACUGUCCGAGGUACAUAAGAACAAUAACCAACAGGUGGUGAAGGAUAAAAUGGAGAGGACAUUUGCCUAUAGGCGUCAUGAGGUGAUUGAAGACAAGCCAUUCAUUGCCGAAUUCAAAAGAAGGUGGCCGGCUCUCUUUUCUGAGCGUGAGGUGGAAGCAGAGUUUGCUCGCAUCACCACUGUCCCACUGAGAUCUAAGUUCAUGCAGCAGCUAGAUCAUCACUCCUCCAAGCUGUUAAGGAUUUUCCAGAAAAAAGGUGGUGCCGCUGGGCAGAAAAUAAGGAAUAUCAUGGCAGAAUACGACAAGAAUGACGCCAUCGAGACAAGGAGAGCCUGCGUUAUAAAAGCACUAAUUGUGUACCUUAAUGAAGACCCCGAAAGCCUGAUUAGAGAGUACCUCGAUGUUGAGACUGACCAGAGUGUAGAUCAGAUGGUCUUGGGAAUCUUCGCCAUAAAGAAGGAAGGUGCAGAGCCAACGGAUUCCCUCGCAGAUGUGGGGAUUGUAAUUGAAGGUGUGGAAGUGCUGAACGAUCUUCAAAACAUUGCGAACGCACUGGCAAUUUUAUUUGGACUCACAUAUGCAUUGGACUUGAGCUAUCCAAAAAACCUGAGAUGCACGUUUGAGGUUCUUCAAAAGAUCCUGAUGGAAAUGGAUGUUCGCCACCUGUCGUCAAAGGCUCAAGUGCUGAAAAACAAACUGUUUGAAUGAACUACUUGAACACUACAAGUGGAACGCCUUGAAACGGCACGUUGGAUAUCUUGGAGCAGGGGUUUUAUCCAAAUAUUUCGGAGGGAAUUUUAUCUAUGGAAUGUUACUGAAUAGGAAUGUUACAAAUGAUUAAUGUCGUACAGUUUAUACGUACAAGUUGCAGUUUGGGCUAUGUGGUUAAAACAUGGUGCUCUUUUGAAAAUUGUUGUUGCUAGCUAAAUGUUGUGCAACUUUUUCUAUUAAGGUGAUAGCAAACUAAUUAUGUAUAUUUACCAGGUCAAUAAUAUACUACCGUAUCCAGCUAAGAGCAACAUUAGCCUGGAAAUGUCUGUUCUGACAAGUGUGUUUCCAAUAUUUACUCAUCCUUUAGCUCUGUUUUGGUCUCAAUACUGUUGAAGGUUAUCUCGCUCCUCGGCUGCUGGAUGUUUAGUUUUCCUCUCCAGCUGGUCGCUAACUUUGGGGGCCAGGUGCUUCGUCGCCUGCUUAAUGAUAAACGUGGAGGGAAUUGAGAGUCGAUCAGAGCUGGCUUGCUGAAUUUUUUUGGAUUUAGACAGAAUUAAGAAUUAGACAACACCAAACAGAAAAUAUGCUAUAAAACCAAAACAAUAAUCUAGAAAACUAUUGUUCCGGUUUUCAUUAUCUCCAUAGCAACAGUUGAUGACAAGAGACAUUUAUAAACGUUUUACACAUUUUGUAGUUUACUUUUCUAUUUAUGUGACGACUUACAUGCAAUGUUUAGUUUCAGUUUGGGCUAUGUGGUUAAAACAUGGUGCUCUUUUGAACAUUUUUGUUGCUAGCUAAAUGUUGUGCAACUUCAACCUUUUGUUUGUUGAUAAGGUGUGAUACAAAGAAGUCUUUAUGGGUUUCCAUGAUUUUAAACUUGGUAAACCUGGUUGCCUAUGUGGUUAUAUCGCGUUUCAUGUGAAAUAAAUGUAUUUUUUUCACUGAACCUUAAGUCAGUUAAUUUGAAUUUACUUAACUACACUUCGUGGAAUUUGUUGACAUAGUCUGGUUUAGUAAGUGAACUUAAAAUGACUUCCAUUAUAGCAAUGAAUACCAGUUAAGUAACACGGAAUGCAGUAGUUUCCAAAAUGAUUUAAGUUUGAACUACAAAUUAAAGUUAAGUUGAUCUUACUAAAUACAGUUGAGUAUAGCAGUUCUUACUUUUAAGUAACAUGAAUAUAGGUGAGUUAAGUUAGCAUUAUAUAAUAUCUUUAUGUUGGCAUUAAUCAAAAAAAUCAAGUAUGUCUAAAGAAACUGCACUGUGUUGACUUAAUAUUGCUCAGUUAAGUUAGCUGGACACAGAGCUAUUAAUUAAAUCCAGGGUGACCGGGUAUUGUUGAAGUUAAUUAACACGGUCGCGUUGGCUCAACAUAAGUCAGUUAUAUUCUUCUUACUAGUAAUAUUUAAUUAUAAUCUACUCAACUCAGUUUCGUGGAAUUUGUUGACAUAACUUUAUUAAGUAAG